This is a messenger RNA of Opisthorchis viverrini, 5085 nucleotides long. RefSeq lists its product as hypothetical. Lineage: Eukaryota; Metazoa; Platyhelminthes; Trematoda; Opisthorchiida; Opisthorchiidae. The record is from RefSeq and is a predicted model, not a curated record. The coding region runs from base 103 to 4350 and encodes 1415 amino acids. The transcript has 8 exons.
GUUUUCUAAGGCUGUCGCGCAUGGGGUUUGUGCUGACUCGUGUGCUAUGUAGACGCCAUUCAGACAAGAGCUGCCUGUCGUUGUGCUGAUCAUCCGUUCGCAAUGAAUUUCAAGAAAUCUCAGUCUGCCCGACCUGAGAGAGUGGUGCCAAAUCCCCGACGCCCAGGAGACAUUCUUUUUUCCACGGUCGCCGGUGGUCCUGCCCAUGUGCAUUCACCUCAGGAUUACUGCCGUAAAUUAGAAAGCUUAGGAGGUAGUGCUAGUGGUGAUGGAUGCCACCCGGUUUCGCUUUUCAACAGUCUACUCGAUCCGAACAUUGAGCUUCCAACAAUCACUGUGCGCGAAGUUGAUGCGGUUUUGAGUAAUCUCUCUGGGGUUGCGUCACUCAGCACAAAAGGCCAAACGAGUGAAAAAACGAACACGGUGAGUGGUAAGUGUGAAAAAGACGCUUUCAGCACAACGGUCUUUUCUCACCAUUCUGAUCCACCCGCACCUACCACUGAAUGUAACCGGGACGGUCUUGACGUACCGUACGCGAGCACUUCGGCCUUCCGUCCAUUCACAGGCGAUGUUUAUGCAGAUCGGAUGAGAGCCGUCACUGUUGAUAGUGACUCCCGCGUCACCCGCACUGGAAUAGACCCUCCUUUCGCGAGCACCCAACUGUGCGAAGUGCCACUGUAUCAGGAGGCCCGCCAUGUGCCUGAAAAAGCAAUACCGCCCCUUACUCCAUCGUGCUCCUCAACAACAUCUUCAGGCAAAUUUGCUGAUGAAGUUCCUGACACGCCUCUUGUUUCCGACAAAUCGCGGUCAGGGAAUCCGGAUUUUCAUUCGCGUUUCCGUGAACCAUCGAAUAACACCGCGAAACAAAUUUCUUCCCGUGGAGAGAAGUCCACUGAUGGGCUGCAUACACAAGGGGAGGGGAAGCAGUUCAUUCUCAAGGUAAACUUGCCUCCGGUUGGCGUCACUAUGAGCCAAACGCCAUUCGGAAGUCUUGAUCUGGCCACAAAUGCCACUAUGGAUUCAGCCAUCGUGACCGAAAGUCUUAGCGAAACUGACAGACUUCGGGAAGCUAACCUCUCCCUGAGAAUCACCAAGCAAGGUCAAAUAUUUAACACCAGCGCAAAAAAAUCACCUUUACAUUGUGGUCUUACGACCCUCCUGGAGGGUGAGCCGUCAACACUGGGAGUUGGCGUUCCCCCGUCACCGAUCCAAUUAACCACAACUUCUGAGCACACCGAUUCUACGAAGCAGUUACAGUGUCCGCCAAGUGCUGCAGAUGUCCGUUUUAAAUAUGCUUGUCCCCAUCCUCGGUGUGGUCGUAGAUAUCAAGCGGAGCUGACUUUGUUACGGCAUCUUUCCAAGUACCACAGAGAAGAUGUUGGACUGCCUCAGCGGAGUCGAUUGCGGCGUCGACCAGCCUCCGAAGAGCGCUCACCUGCCAAAGAAGGUGCCACCUCACUUUUGCACCAAAAAUCAAAUGAAGGUCUGAAAUCGGCGUCAGUAGAUGAGCCGUUGGCAGAAAUCGCGCGUGGGCGUUCCGACUCAUGGAACGCAACAGCAUUUCAUAACGUGAACACCGUUCGCGCAAGUUGGUGUUCGAACGUUUUGACAGACACGAAGGAAGAAGUAACAACUCAUCCGAAAGCAGAUGGUCCUCGGGUUGGUGAAUUCAACUCGGUGGAUAUUUUACCCUCAAGUGAGCAUGUGACUUUUUCAGUCAGCUCACCUGCCACACAACGUCACAGUCUACCCAAAGGAUCGCGUGGAUCUUCCACCCAGGCUUCUGAUUGCGAUUGCUUUUCGAUGAGGUCACAAUCGAUUUGGCGCAGUUCUCCGAAUUUCACUGGGGAUUCUGAACUGUUUCUACGACAGCCUCGUCUUCGAUCAGUGAGUGGAAGUCACGAUGCUCAGUCGACUGCCGAGGAUCCUAGUGUUCAUAUCCAUAAAACUGACCGGCAUGAAGCUCAUAAUCCGCACACUAAUCCUGUGGUAGCCGGCUCACAAGCUAUGCUUUCCCAGUCCGGUUGUGAAGCAUGGACUGCAUCAAAUGAAUGUGGACUGGAGGCUGGUCGUCGACGAACUUUGAGUACUGGAGCUCAACCACGCCGUGCUCUAUCCGGGAUUCAGCUCAUGACUAAGACAGAUUUGGAACAGCCUUGUCAGUCUACUUGUCCAAGCUGCGGAUUCGGCUUGAAUACUUCCGAGACUAAACGACGCGAAUGGAUGAGCGGUGUGCGUGCGCUUACCUAUUCGAAAACCGACUCUAUUUGUUGUCCAAUCGAUGGUUGUGCUUAUGUCUGUUAUGGACGGGCAGAUCUAUCAUCGCAUCUGACGUGUAGUCACUUCCCUGAGGUCCAAAACCAAUUGGUCCGGUUGAUUUUCGCCUGCCCCGUCAAGGAUUGUCAUAUGGUCUGCGCGGAUGAAAAGAAUUUUCAAGCGCACUUCAACCGCCAUUUAUUUGGCUACUUGCCCGGUGAUUUGAGUGGACUCUUCCCUCCUGUCCCAGUUUCCUCAGUCUCCGAACAUCCUGAUGCACCCAUACUCAAGCAGCAAUCUCCUCUUCCCAACGCUGACAUACAGCGUACUGACGUGGGUGUCUGCAGUCUGCCCCCGUCAGUGUGCUCUCCAAAUGUCCGCAUCGAUCCUCCUCACACUUCUGUGCUAAUGGAGCGUGAGCUCGAAUCAACAACUUUGCCUAUUCCUGAUAUUUUCCCAGCCUCCCAAAAUCCAUUGAUCCCUGCAGAGCAUGCCCUGAGCUCCCUAGCAUCCUCACACACGUGCACUAUGAGUCCGGUUUCAGAAAGGACAACUCUAGAUUUGACUAAGCUUCAUUCACCACCGGGUGUCGUUCAUUUGAGGGACAGUAUUCCACUGAACACCACUGAUUUUAUUGAGGUCGGUGUUGACUCUGACCGGGGUAUGUCAACAGGCAAACAGCAUACCGAGAUUCAUGACCAGAUUUUGGCUGCCCCAACCAUAGCAGGUGGUACUGAUACUGCUCACAUGGAUUUGACCGAUCACCGGAAUCUGAUAUCAGCACUCGAUUUAAUACCGGAUGAUAUUCUAAUGGAACUACUCAAAGAAGAUCGUCCAGGCUUGUGGGGUGAUGGAGUCGCACCAAACAUUGCGAUGUAUUCAGCUCCACAUACGUGGGAUUCGCCUACCUAUGCACAAGAAGGUUUACACAAUCUUCCUUCUCCGCGGCUGAAGGCUGAUUGUGUAGAUGACUUCGCUGAAGACGCAGAGCAAUCAGACGUGAGUGGUACAGCAGGGAUGUGCGACUCCGUCUCAGUUGUUCAGCCGUUUGCUAGUGAAUCGGUCAAUCAGCCUUAUCCUGACGACUCUCGAAACAGUUCACCAGCUCUGAAUUGCAAUAGCUGGGUUCCAUCCCCCGUAGUUCACCAAACAUGGUCUUUGGCUGUCGCUAACGAACGCCCUUUGAACUCAACGACGUCAGAAGCGGACUAUUCCAUCCAUUCUAAAUGCGAAGACUAUGCCUAUGACUGUCCUCGUCACGUGUUGUCCGACUUGACCGCCGCACUAAUCCUACCCGAUGUUGAAAGGCGACUGAAAGCAUCCAUUUCUACUGAUGGGUGGACUGGUACGCCCGUCGCUCCAGCCACAACGCCACGGUCAACUGCUUCCGAAUCAGUGGUUGACCUUGGUUUCCGCAGUGGAAGACAGGCGUGGUGUUCCGGUAAACGACGGCGCAAUGCGUCUGAAUCCUCGCCAACUGGUGUAUUUCGACAAACUGCUAUUUCUUCAGUUGGGAACCAGAAUCUGCCGGUCAAAACUGGCAAGCAGUUAACGGAAACGGAUGUGACGGUGCCCAAUGGAGACUCACCCCACUCUCCGGGACAGACUGAAGUGAGUUGUAUAUCUAUCCUGGAACCUCCGGUACCUGUACUCAUAUCGAAAGGACUGGUUACUGGUGACGCGCGGUUCAUGAAUGGCCACACUCCUUUCAUCAAAAACUCCCACGCUCCUUCUCAUGGGAAGAACGUGACAUCUCUCAAAAACAAAACUGUCCACACGAAGGCAACUUUUUAUGCGGAUACGGAAGAUCUUCCAGCUAGGCACGAUCCAUUGGUGAACUAUGCUGGUACUUGGACUUCAGAAGCCAAUCAAACCUAUUGUCUAUCACCCAAGCAUCCGGGUGUCGAACCGAAGAAACGUCGUCGCAAAUUGCACAAAGUUAUGACUGUUGACUCUGACAGUCAUCUACCCGUAGCACGUAUACCUUCUGCGAGAAAUUCUAGUCCACAGUUAUCAAUACCCCACCCCAUAUUGUCUCGAAGACAUUCCCUUCUAUACUUCAGUCUGGUGAAUUCCGCUGACUCGCCACCCUAACACACAACUGUAUUUUUCAAUUUUAUCAAAUAACUACGGGGCGAAAGUUUGACGCCACGCAGUUUUGUCACCAAAACAACUUAUCAUUCAAAACAACAUUCUGUGUUCGAACGAUGUAAACCAUAUUAAUUUGUUCUUUUGUGAUUGUAUCGCCCGUGCAUCCCGGUUGUUAAGCUGGAAAUCGCUAAGAAAGCCUGGCGAUGGCUCCACAUGAAUGUACCUUUCGGAUUGUGUAGAUGCCUUAUUCAUAUUCCUAGCCCUGUAAAUAGCACCUUCAUCUGACCGAAUUUUUCGCUCCUCCCGUUUUGUUGCUUGUUUCCCUAACGCUGACGAAAUUAGCUUUUUGUCUUGUGCUUCCUGUUGGUUUCGUUUUUUUUCACUGUCACUUUGUUUCCUGAUCAUUGUUGAUCGUACUGGUUGCAUUUGAUUUACACUCUUUGAUCUUGCUACCUCAUGUUUCCUGUGAAACAACAUCCGUUUUUUGGUUUCACGUGAUUAUAACUUGGAUACGUAUCAGUGUAUCUAGUCUGGUUAACGAAAAUCUCAUCGGAAACUUUGUUGGUUUGCUACUAGACUGUCAUCGGCAAAACUACCGAUGAUGUUUAUUGCAUUUUGUGUAUAUAUUCUCUCCAAUCGGCCUUUUGUUUUUUUCUGUAUUAGUUGUGACUGAUGAGCCUCAAUAGUUGUACCUGUCUUCUCGCUGCAACGAUUCAGUAAAUGUAUUGUUGUGUUGCG